Molecule: messenger RNA, 5395 nt
Organism: Malaya genurostris
Lineage: Eukaryota; Metazoa; Arthropoda; Insecta; Diptera; Culicidae
Product: RNA-binding protein 24-B-like
Exons: 7
Coding region: 1832-2674 (280 amino acids)
Cellular component (GO): cytosol
Molecular function (GO): RNA binding
Source: RefSeq, a predicted model, not a curated record
GAAGAUUGUCUAUUGUACCGUACUGUUGAUCACGUUCGACGGAGCGUUAGCCUGCUGGAAAUCCUUUCAAGCGAUACUUGCCAGUGAUUUGCCCCCCACACUGUUUGAGUGGUUGAGAGUGUCGCGUUUUGAUGUUUCGUUUUCCCCUUUGUUUUGCUUUUCAUUCUGGAUAGGCGACUCGUGUACUACCAGCAAGAGGCGGAAAACACCUACUGAAACGAGAACACCGGAAGUUCUGAGACACUAUCGAGUGCGCACGGCUUUCCAGUACGUACAACAGAAUUAUCGCGACUAACUGUGCGGAAAGCGAACGACGGCGACAACGUCACAUGCAUUAUAAGUUUUAAAAAUAACUAUCAGUCCCGAAUCGUGCAGCGUGAGGCGAUAUUUUUUACAACGUGAAAAUCUGUCUCGGUGGAAAACACAGUAGCGACGACCACGGCGACGCGCCGCAAGAAGGAAAAUUGACUUACCGCGCAGAGGGGCUCGAGGUUUGAGGCGCAAAACGUGAGUGUGUGUGUGCAUUUCGAAGCAAAUUGUUCGCUCUGAAAGUGUGUUGUUUGAUGAACGCAUAAAAUAUUUUUUUCAUAUAACGAACAUACAAGCGCACAGAAAAUAGCGGCCGCGUAAUAAUCGUGAAAUCAGGAAAGAAGCGAACAGAAAAAAACACAACAUAUCCACGGCAUACCAUCCAAGGAAGAAGCAACGGUGAGAUAUAGGAAAGCAAUAUAGUAAUCAGUGAUAAAUGAUAAAAAGCUGCAAAUUAAAACAAAAGUUGAUUACAGUGAGGUAGCAAUUUCGGAGCUAAGCAACAACCGCUGGGUGAUACAUAUUUAUGUGCUUUUCAUUGCGUUACCCUAAAAUAUUAUUUCCGAGGCGCACACAACCAAUCACACGGGCCAAAUCGGAAGAGGACCGAUAGACUCUGGUGGAUAUCUUGGAUUUUUUUCUAUUCGGAUCGGAUGUGAUUCCAUUAAUCGCGGUGAAGAUAGUGAACAAAGUUUUUCUCGGUUUCCACAAUUGAAACCCAAGUAAGACAAUAAAAUCGGAUGCAAUAUUCAACGUUUCUAUUGGACCAUCUGCGAAACUGCUUCUUACCCCUCCAAAGCAGCUUUUCCUUACUGUAGCAGUGGCAGCAGCAGGUCAAAAAGGCAACAGCCAUACGCGUUUUCGUUUGAAGAUAAUUAUAUUCAAAUUUUGAAUUUCGAGCUUGGAGAAAAGGUGAGAGCUGGAUCAAUAGCACAGUAGUUAACCGAGAAGAAUAAGAAAAACAAGAAGUAUUUGAGAAGUGCAAUCGUUGCUCAGUCAAACUACAUUGAAGAUAGCAUCACAAAUUUCGAUGCGGCCAAGCCCAACUCAUCCCAACCGGCGAAUGAAAUCUGUUAGGUCAAGUGGUACAACAACAACAGUGAGAAAGUCUAUAGAGCCUACGGUGGAUUAAAGCCAGUGCAAUUGGAAAAGGAUCUCAUUAAAUGUGUAAUAACCAAAGUACACGUUAAACAAAAACUACAAUCAUAUAUUUACGCACACUUUAAAAUCAACCCUAAACCACAUCACAGUGAGUGAGUGAGUGAACGCAGUUCAAUCCCCAAAUGCGAAGCCAAAGAAAGAAAUUCAAUCUGUGAUUUUUGUUCAUUUUGUGUUAUAAAUUAUUUGUGCGCGUUCUUUGCUGGUAAAAGGAAUCGGAAAUCCCGCUAAAAAAUUACAAUUAGCAACUGCCAACUGUCUGAGAAAGCCCGAAGAGGAAGAAAGCCUUUCACAAAGUAUCCCGGGGGUAUUUGGAACCAAUAACAACAUCGGUAACGAGUGCGAUUCAAACAGCAAAAAAAACAUGUUGAUGCAAGUAUCACAGGACGCGGCCGACGCGCUUGCGUUGGUCCCAACGGCAGCGACCGCCACGACUGGCGUACAACAGAAGGACACCACCUGGACGAAAUUGUUCGUCGGCGGCCUACCGUAUCACACCACCGACAAAAGCCUGCGGGAGCACUUUUCCGUGUACGGUGACAUCGAGGAGGCAGUUGUGAUAACGGACCGGACGACGAACAAAAGCCGAGGCUACGGAUUCGUCAUUAUGGGGGACAGAAUGAGUGCGGAGCGAGCGUGCAAAGAACCAAAUCCGAUCAUCGAUGGCCGAAAAGCAAACGUUAAUCUGGCUAUCCUAGGUGCGAAACCACGAGGCAAUAUUACACCUGGAUUCCCCUUCACAGCGGCAGGCCUACGAACAGGAUAUCCUAUGCUACCAAGCCAGUUUGGAGUACCACAGUCAUACAUCUAUGGAGCACCGUAUCUGGGAACAGCGGCUGGAUCGACAGGAGCUGCUGCAGCCGCAUCGGGGCUGGUUCCGAUUCCAGCCACGCAAUUGUCGCAUGCCGCUGCCAUUGCAGCUGCAACUAGCCAAUUCUACGAAUAUCAGAAUGCUGUAGCUGCCGCCGCUGCCGCACCCUACCCUGGCCAGUACAGUGGGUUCGAAGCGUAUCCGUACGCUGCCGCUGCCGGUGCUACAGCUGGAGCUGCUGCUGCGGCUGCUCAGUACAUGGCAGCACCGUACACCUAUGCCACGCUACCGCAAGCAGGAGCUGCUGCAGCCGGUGGAUAUCCGGGUUUGUCGCCAUAUCAAAACGCGGCCAAUGCCGCGGCCAACGCUGCCCUGCAGGAGGCACGACUUCAAUAAUAUUUACCGAAAACAUCCUCUGCGUUGUCGCUACUGACACUGCUAGGUGGUAUCGAUAAAACAUAGAGCAACGCAACACACUCUAGCGGAGUAGAGUGAUACUUUGAAGAAAAAAAAAGUCCGACGGCAACCGAUGGUAGAGCAGCAGACAGAGAGCAGCAGCAGCUAGUUUAGCUAGGCAGUUCUUUUUUAAUAUAGAUAUUAUGUAGUACUUAUGCAAAUAGUAGCUCCUAAGUAACCAAUUAUUUACCUAUCAAAAGAUUAUUAUUAAAAUUGAUAUUGAAAUCAUAAAUUAACCUAUUUAUUAUAAACUAGUUUUAUACGGCCGGAACUUAUUAUUUACUAAGUAAUAAUAAAACAAAAGCUCAACUCUAAGACAUAUGAAUAUUAACAUUAAACAUCCUUUAAUUAUUAUUAUUAUUAUUAUUAUUAUUAUUAUUAUCAUUAAAUAUUAGUUGUAAAUGAUUCUAUUAUACACGAAAAAAUGCAGCUACCAUUGCAAUACAAUAUUUUAACUCUUCCUUUUGUCAAUCAACAAAAAUCCACAAUAUACAAAAGCAAUACAUUUCAUAGUAAAACGGAACGGAAAUGUAAUCAAUACUAUCAAAGUGGCACGUUUACUUAACCUACUGUCAACUAAAUACCCUUGCGCUUCAUGCUCGAAAAAAGAAAACAAUUAUUUGAACCAGCAACCCAACGGAACCUAUUUAAAAUCAUAUUUUGAUUUCACUCGACGAACACCCAGUUCGUUGGAAUCGAACAAAAAAGAACGAUUUCAUACAUAAUUAAUUAAACAUUAGUGAUAUUUAUCAAUUAUGAAGUCUACUAUUAAUAUAUGAAAAUUAACUAUUUAUACACGACCAGAGAGAUACUUCAAACAAGAGAGCCACGACAUGUUCUGUUAACUAAGUAAAAUCGUCAUAGCUAACUAACAUCACUCGAAGCGAUCAACUGACAAGCGUAAGAUUUCUUUUUCGAAACAAAACAUGUGAGAUAACUGAAAAGAAUACCAAAAUGUCCAUUUAUGUUUCCUCUUAGCUUUUUUUCAUGUGCGUCGUCAUAUAUAUUAAAAUCUACGUUCUUUAAGUGAAACCAAACCGUCACCAACAAGUUCUUUUUUGUUUAGUAAUUACUAGCGAAACACGGAGGGGAGGCGAGAACAAGAUGAAUCGAAAUCUAGUCAAAUGUUUUGUGUGUGGAUUAUUUAUUUUGUUGAUAGAUCAUAUUUAGUAAAAUCAAGCGAAUUCGCAACAGUCCCAAUCUUCAUCAUUUCAUAUACUUUCUUUCAAUUUAUUUGUUUUUCUUUCAACAUUCAUUGAUUCAGCUCCUGACUUUCUAACCGAGAAGAAGAGACUUUUUCAGAACCUUAGAGAAAUGCAAGUAGUACACAGAAUCUUAACCUCAAAUAGCUAAACAACCAAAUACAGAAAAAAGGAAACAUGCCCCCACAGAAUCAUCCACUCGAUAAAAGCAACCGGCAAACGAAAUAAGUAAAGAAUGUUAAUAAAAAUCUUAUCAAAAAUCGUGCCUUCUUGUGCUGAAAAUUGAGCGAUAAAUGAAUCACACCCUACGAAUGGAACCAACUGUAAACAUAAUAGCUCCAACGUGACAUCUCCCCAUAAUGAAUAGCAUUUUGUCGUGGAAAAGAAAGUUGGAUAAACCAAACGAAGCGCACCACCAAAUUUUGACAAUAUAGAGUUAAACGAUACAAAGAAAAUCUAUACAAAAAAACCGUGGAAAUAGAGUAUUCUUCGUAGGAAACCUUUUAAGCGAAAGACGUAUUUUAAAAAAAAUCUUUUAGAACAAACAAAAACACGAUUUUUUGGUUUCAAAGAAGGUAAAAACUUAAUUGAUACUAGUUAUCGUAUCUUGUACUGGAAAAGUUCUCUUAUAGUAGUUGCAAUGAAAACAAACCCUUAUACAGAGAAUUCCACCAAGUCAUGGAAUCAACGUUAACAUCUUUUAUAUGAUAGACAGACAAACCCACACAAUCUCAAUACUUUUGUCUGAGACAAAACAUACUCUUGUACGAACCUUUAUUUCUAGGGAGACUUGUGCUGCAUUCGGCGGGCACAAAAACUGUCUUUAUUUGUUGAAGAUUUCUGUAAGCUACUACGUGGAACAGAAAGUGGCGAAACCUUGACUAAACAAAUAAAAAAAAACUAAGAAUAGCAAUAGCAGUUUCUAGUGGUUAAGUUUAAAAUGAAGCCCUAUUAUUGAACAUGAAGGAAUCUCAUUAUUGCAAUUGAAAACUAUUUGAAAAAAUUGACCCUCAAUUUGUGGUGACUAUUUUAAAAAUGUAAAAAGUUACAGAAAGAAUAAAACGAAUAUUUGUUUAAGGCGAAAGUAUUUUAUACUUGGAAUGAAAAAACUCAAAGUUGAAAAAAACAGAAAGAAGCAGUAAACAUAUGAAGGUAAAUUCUUUAGAAUGAAAAAAAAUGGAAAAUAUCAAUUACUUUAAUAUUUAACAUAUUAUUACAAUUUAACAAUAAAAAAGAAAUCAUAUUGCUGAUAAAUACAACAACUCGAAUUACCAAGUGGAACCAAAAAAUCACAUACACUUACAUACAGAGAUAAGAAGUAGCAAGAGAUGAGCAGUUGUAUUUCAGAAAAAAAAAAUGAUUCUUAAUCAGUGACAAAGAAGGUAAACAAACAAGAAAUAAUUAUUAUACAAGAUUAGAAACUAUAUAUUUAAAAUAAAACAUACAAAAACUAUUGAAA